Molecule: messenger RNA, 864 nt
Organism: Penicillium samsonianum
Lineage: Eukaryota; Fungi; Ascomycota; Eurotiomycetes; Eurotiales; Aspergillaceae
Exons: 2
Coding region: 1-864 (287 amino acids)
Source: RefSeq, a predicted model, not a curated record
AUGGCUAUUUCUGAAAAUCGGGAACCUCUCCAUACUCCCACUGGGAAAGACACAGAGGUACAACACCCUGUUGAGCAGCCUAGUGUGGCACGCAUGUAUGAUUUCUACCUAGGUGGAACCAGCAGUCGUGCCAUUGAUCGUGAUGCUGUGGCCGAAGUGGCUAAAGCGAUGCCUGACUGCUUCGACCUUUGCCUUGAAAAUCGGUCUUUUCUCCGACGCGCAGUACGCUAUAUGGCUAGCCAAGGAGUUACCCAAUUCGUCGACAUUGGCUCCGGUCUUCCCACCGUCAGCAACACCCAUGAAAUCGCCCAGUCAAUCAACCCGGAUGCAAAAGUCCUCUAUGUCGAUAUGGACCCCGCAGUCCUUGAGCUUGGACAGAAGCUGCUAGCACCCAACAAAUCGACCGCUAUCAUCUGCGCCGACAUUCGAAAUCCGCAUGAAGUAUUCGCUCAUCCGGACUUUAAUCGAUUGAUUGAUUCCACGAAACCUAUCGGCAUUUUGAUGAUGUGCGUUGCAUGUUUCUUCACGGAGCCCGAGAUUUCGUCUAUUAUGGGCGAUAUUCGUUCUGUAAUCUGCGAAGACAGUUACGUUGCUGUCACUCAUGACACCUUGGAUGGCCAUAGAAAUGAAAAGGAGAAGAUCGCUAGGGUUCAAAAGAUUUAUAGCGAAACACCGAUUCCGAUAUAUUUCCGCAAUCAUGACGAAGUGUCCAAAAUAUUUGAAGGGCUCCGCCUGGUGGAUCCCGGGGUGGUCAUGUUGGAUGAGUGGCACAUUGGUUUGGACCUCCCAGCACCAGCUGCUGUCAGGUGGCUGUAUGGUGGGGUUGGGAGAAAACAUCAACUCACGAGUCAUGCCGUAAAUUAA